AUGGCCGACUCCAAAGAUAACAAGGCGUACAAAUAUCGCCAAGAAAUCAGCCAGAUGAUGUACGUCUCUGGCGAAACUGGCGAACCAUCCGUCGAAACCACCAGCAUCAUAGAAGACAUUGUCCGACAACAAGUCAUAGAACUACUCCGCAACUGCACAGAGCUCGCCUCCCGGCGCGGCUCCAAAUCCAUAUCCACAAACGACCUCAUCUUCCAAAUCCGCCACGACCAAGCCAAAGUCAGCCGCCUCCGCACCUUCCUCUCGUGGAAAGACGUGCGCAAAAACGUCAAAGACUCCGAAGACAAGGGCGCGGACGCGGACCUCGCAGGCGGCGACGACGCCGUCGUCCCCGGCGGGCCCGUCGACGAAGCCGCCAAGAAGAACAAAAAGGCCAAGGUCGGACUGCCCUGGGAGCCCGCGUCCUUCUACUCCGUCGAAGUGCCGGAGCGGGACGACGAAGAGGACGAGGAGGAAGAGGAGAUGAACUACAUUACGCUCCAGCGGCUUAGGAAGGCUGACGAGCGGACCAAGGCCAUGACCAAGGAGGAGGAGCGGUUCAGGGAGUGGGCGGGGUUUGGCAUCGUCACGGACAGCAAGCCGUCGGACGACAUUGUUGAUAUACUGGGGUUUCUGACGUUUGAGAUGGUCGCCACGCUGACGGAGGUGGCGCUCAAGGUCAAGGAGCAGGAGGACAUGGCGAGGGCGCAGAGCGGCGCGGACAAUGCGGGCACGAAGAAGAGGAAGAUGCAGCUGGGGGGACUGUUUGAUCCGCCGAGUGAGGGAAAGACGCCUGUUGAGCCGAGACACGUCCAGGAGGCGUUUAGACGGUUCCAGCAGCGGCCUAAGAAGACGAGGGCGAUGCUGAAUGGCACAAAGAUUGUGCAGAAGACGCCUCUUAAUAUUAUUUAA
This is a messenger RNA of Pochonia chlamydosporia 170, 909 nucleotides long. Its product is annotated as SAGA-like transcriptional regulatory complex subunit Spt3. The record is from RefSeq and is a predicted model, not a curated record. Gene Ontology annotation, biological process: transcription by RNA polymerase II. The transcript has 4 exons. The coding region runs from base 1 to 909 and encodes 302 amino acids. NCBI's taxonomy places the organism in Eukaryota, Fungi, Ascomycota, Sordariomycetes, Hypocreales, Clavicipitaceae. Gene Ontology annotation, molecular function: protein heterodimerization activity; transcription coregulator activity. Gene Ontology annotation, cellular component: SAGA complex.